AUGAUAAACGACGAUGCUUCUCCUCGGCCGACAACAAAACUACCAAAGGAACCACCGGAAUAUUAUGAAAAGUACCCAGCGUGUCAAAUUCGAGUUUAUAACAUGGUGGAAGUUCAUUACGAAGUCAUGGAAUCCAUUGCCAAACAGAUACCCUACGAAUAUCUCAAUUUGGUGACUACUACCAACAACAACGAUAACAACAACCACAAGACCAAGAAUGCGCAAUGCAAUCCAUAUCAUUUGAAUUUUGAAUUCGAUGCCAAGGCCAGUGGAAAGGUACGCGCCAAGUCUUGGUUGGCCGAUAUGAAUGACCGGGUGGCCGGGACUAGUAUCACAGACAACCUGAACGUGACAAGAACCCUUGGUCCGGCCUAUUUGGGACGCUCCAAUAAUCGAACCAAUUGGGAUGUUGUGAUUCAAGUCACUUGUGGAUGCGAUGCUGCCACGCGCGAUUGGCUAAUAACGAACAACAACAACAACAAUCACGACAAUCACAAUGUUUGCAUCCAUCAUGGAAAGUGCAAUUGGACGGAUUCGAUACCCAAUAGCAUUCAAAUGUCACCACACUUUGAACGAUACUUUGUACCAUCCUCCUUGCCCAUUUUUGAUUUGGAUCCUGCCGAACAAGACAAACGAGACGAUCGGAUUGACUUGUGUACCAUUGGAUCCAUAUGGCGGCGGAAUUGGCGGUUGGUGACACCCUUUUUUGAAAACAAUGAUGAUGACGAUUCAAACAGCACCACUAGUACCAACUAUGAACAAUAUUACGACAAGAUUCGAUUCCGCAUGUUGGGCAAGGGUGGCAUGCCCUAUCCGCUACGGCCCUACAAGAACAAAACAAAAUUUCAACCCAAUCAAAUUGGGGACGAUCGGAAAUUCUAUGCGGCCGAACGUGCCUGCGGAGUGAUUUUGCUGCCGAUUGCCAGGAUCAAGGGCAAGAAUUACGUGAAUUAUUUCAAGAGUCCACCCGAUUCGACCUGGAAAUUGUCGGGAACCAUUCCUCCCAUUAUUGCCUUUGAAAGACCCUUUUUGGUGCCCAAUGAGAUUUUAGAGCUCUACCGCAAGGAACUUCCUUUACAUGUUCCUCAUCGAGGAUUUGAUGAUCUGGAACCGAAUGGAUUUGCAGAGGCCUUGAGCUCUUUAUUAGAUGAAUUGCUGGAAAUGAAAUGA
Messenger RNA from Cylindrotheca closterium, 1170 nucleotides. NCBI's taxonomy places the organism in Eukaryota, Bacillariophyta, Bacillariophyceae, Bacillariales, Bacillariaceae. The record is from the annotation of a GenBank genome assembly.